AUAAAUCAUCAACCAAUAGCGUCCCAUUUUCGCACGGUGACAAGACACGUGUGCUCUCCUUUCUAUUCGCUUCUCGUCUCUCUCAACGACAAAAAGAAAAGAAAAACAAAAUUCAGAGUGGACUGUGUGCUGAAAUUUUCUGUGGUGACCAGGCCAGUAAAUUACUUUCAGGCCAAGGAGGGAGGUGUUGUUGGACAAAACUGCUUCCCAUGAUGCAGCUAAUUCAGAACUAGAUUUAGAUUCACUAGGGGUAGUUGUGAAGCUUAUCUAAGUCAGCCAUAAGCUUGAUUUUGGUGACACCAAUUCAUGUGACAGGGAUGUUGUGCCUGUCAUGGUUUGAGCUAUAAUUUUAAAAUGGGUGGUGGAAAGGAAAAGCAAAGUGCUAUGGACCAGAACAAAAAGCUCAAAACAGUUACUCCUGUAUGGAGACCAGUCUGUACACAAGCCGUUUCCGAUGAAGCAUGUAAAUUUGCAGAAUGCUUGGUAAAGGAUGUAAUAGUGGAGUCAGAAGAUGGAAGUCAAGUUCAAGAAGUGCAGUGUAGCACAUCUAGCAUUGUUUCUAAUGUUCAACAUGUUAUGAAGUCAGCUGAACCGGUGACUGAAAAAACAGACUCAAAUAUCAGUUCCAGCACAGUGCAGUAUAGUGAUGAAGAUAAUAAAGUCUUGGAAGGAGAAUUAGAAAAGCAUUCAAUUUCAGCUGAGGUUGGUGCUUCUCUAAUUCGGUUUAUAAAAGGAAAAGGAGGAUCUACACAGAGAAAGAUUGAAGAAGAGAUGGGAGUUAAAAUUAUAUUUCCGUCAUCCAAGAAGGAUGAUUCUAUUAACAUUGAAGGCCCUUCAAUUGAAAGUGUCAAUAGUGCUUCAGAAAAGAUACAAACUAUAAUUGAUGAGGCAGUUAAAAGCCCAAAUCUCGAUUACUCUCACUUCAUAUCACUUCCAUUGGCUGUACACCCUGAACUGGUUAAUAAGCUUCUGAAUUUUCAGAAUUCCAUAUUGGGGAAUGGUGAUGGUUGCCUAGAUGAGAAUUGGGAUAGUGAUUCAAAUGAAGAUGCUAAUGACAAUGAAGUUGGGCACCGGCAGUUAGAUAAACAACCUGAUGUUGCUGUUGAACUCAAAACUGAUGAUGACAAUGAACAUGUUAAAGUGAAUAGGAGUAAAAUACCUCUUGUCAGUUAUGCCCCUAAAGCAUCAAAGUCUUCUCUUUUAUCUGCUGACUUGGGAAUUGACAAAUCCAUAUUCAUUAAACCAAAAACGUUUCACUUGACUGUACUCAUGCUAAAAUUGUGGAACAAGGACCGUGUUAGUGCAGCUGCUGAGGUUUUGCAGAGUAUCUCCUCAAAAGUGAUGGAUGCUUUGGAUAAUCGGCCUGUCUCUAUAAGGCUUAAGGGGCUGGAUUGCAUGAGAGGUUCUUUGGCCAAAGCCCGUGUUCUUUAUGCUCCUGUGGAAGAAAUUGGCAGUGAGGAGAGACUGUUACGUGCUUGUCAAGUCAUUACUGAUGCAUAUGUUGAAGCUGGACUGGUCCUUGAAAAAGAUGCUAAUCAAAAGUUAAAGUUGCAUGCCACUGUGAUGAAUGCGAGGCAUAGAAAAAGGAAGAAAUGGACUAGAAAUGCUGAUUCUUUUGAUGCACGUGGUAUUUUCAAACAGUUUGGAUCAGAGGAAUGGGGGGAGUAUCUUAUCCGUGAAGCUCAUCUUUCGCAGAGAUUUACUUUUGAUGAAAAUGGUUAUUAUCAUUGUUGUGCUUCAAUACCUUUUCCUGAAAAUAUGCAAGUGGACUGAACCAUUUUCCUAGAUGUCAAUGUGCUUUUCUUUUUAGUAGCAAACCAUGAAUGCAAAAGUUAUUAAGUUAUUCUUUGGGAAUUAUUUUAGUAUAUUCUUUUCGUA
Quercus robur (English oak) is the source of this 1878-nucleotide messenger RNA. RefSeq lists its product as uncharacterized. NCBI's taxonomy places the organism in Eukaryota, Viridiplantae, Streptophyta, Magnoliopsida, Fagales, Fagaceae. Gene Ontology annotation, cellular component: nucleus. The record is from RefSeq and is a predicted model, not a curated record. Gene Ontology annotation, biological process: DNA alkylation repair; regulation of DNA-templated transcription. Gene Ontology annotation, molecular function: RNA binding. Bases 355 to 1773 code for a protein of 472 amino acids. The transcript is spliced from 14 exons.